Molecule: messenger RNA, 3081 nt
Organism: Penaeus indicus
Lineage: Eukaryota; Metazoa; Arthropoda; Malacostraca; Decapoda; Penaeidae
Product: protein tincar-like
Exons: 16
Coding region: 1-3081 (1026 amino acids)
Source: RefSeq, a predicted model, not a curated record
AUGCCAAGAAAUGCCCCGCCGUCUCCGGAGUUCGUUGAAGAAGAUUCGGAGGACCGGACAGCGGGAAACAUUCCUGGACGUGUAAUAUUGCCCUCAGAAAUGAUGAACGUUGGAGCCAUCUUUCUAACUGAUAUUGCUCUUGCCGCCUCCCAAAAUGACUGUUACCAAUUUAGUGGGAAUUUCGCAUUGCCGGGACUUGUAUAUUAUGAAAGUCUGGUCGGCGCAGCUGGUGUCCUCCUGUGCUUCUUCUUCGGGGCGGCCGUCUUCAAGAUCGGGAACUACGCUAAUGACGGCUAUCGUCUCGGAGUGCAGGAGGGCGUGUGUUCUCGAGACCCUCCUCCCCUCCCAGGCGCUGCAGGAGGGAUAGUGAGGGCGGCGUGGCUUCACGGAGGUCCUACUGGUCCCUUCGUCCACAUCCUGGUGGCGCAUCUGCUCAUCAUGGCCAGGCUCAUCAUGGAGGCCGCAGGAACCAAGGCUAUGAUUCUGCCCAAGAGCACGGUGUGGUGGUCCGAACUGUCCCGCGUUCUGCCGCAGAAAGACCGUCUGGCUGUCUUCAACGUCAUCGCGGCUCUGGCGGGGGCGUCGGAUGAUAACUCGUCGACUCAAGGACCGGUAGCCGCGCCCUACGAAGCCUCGACCUCCGUGACCUUCCAGGCGGCAGAGCUCACGGAAGACGACCUCCGCGACGACCUGGGAGACAACGACUGGCACGUGGGGGAGAUCCCGUGGGGGCCCUUCUCCCCCCACUUCCUCAACUAUCUCCUGGCGCACCUCAUCUACGCCGGCAGAUACGCGGGGGUCUUUUGGGGUACGAACAAAGGCCUCGGGUUCGUCUUCUUCGUCCAGCUGAUCCUCAACGCUGUUCAGAGCAUCUUCGCCCUCAAUGGGUUCCAGGUCCUCUACAAAGUGCACGUCGUCGGCCCUAAGGAAGUAUUGCCUGACUUCGACGGGUUCCUCCUGCCCCUGCCGGCUAUCUUCGCCGUCUUCACCGCCAGCCAGGCCCUUGUGCUCGCCUCGGGUUCCGUUCUGUACCUCUACGGCUUCGUCAAGUUCAACGCUUUCCUCAACGCCGAGAAGGAGAAAUACCACAUCCUGAGCAAGCACGGCCAUCAGACCCCGUGGAGCUACUGGCCUCACUGUUGGGGCUUGACAGUUCUCGUAGUCAUGACAGCCUCUGCAGCCCCGCUUGUGCAUGACUGGACCAUCAUGUACCGGACUUCGCUGGAUGCUUCUGUGUUAGCUGCCACGAUCUCCACCAUUUUCCACCUUUUCCUGUGGAUUUUGUUGUGGAUGGCACUCACCGUUAAGUCCAAGUGGUACUUCAAGCUCCGAGUCCAGAUUUCCAAGACGAUCGUCACCAAUACUCACUCCAUUCGCCUGGUCAACGAAGUGCAGCUCUCGAAGCAGGUCGAAGACACCGAAGGGCCUGUGAUGGUGAUCGGCGCCGGGAAGACCUACCUGCUGCAGGAAGGGAGCCCCAAGCGGUCGCUCAUGAAGCUCGUUAUGCACACUGUCACGGAGAAGAAGGCGCGCGGAGAGGAGGAGGAGAUCUACUGGCUGCGCCCCAAGCCUCCUCCCGGGGGUUCUGAGAGCUGGAAUAAGAGGAAGCACUCGCCCGGCGCCAAGCAUAAGGUUACUUUUGACGACACGCCCUCGACUUCAAGAAAACGGGAUUCGGGCAGGGGUAACUUGUGUCCCGACGUCCUUCACGACCUGUCAGACUCCGACACUUCGGACAGCGACGGGGACUACGCCAGGCUACGUGACGUGUCCUUCCCGGGACCCACCAGGAGGCUCUCCCACAAGCCCCCUCUUCCUGCCCCCCCUGAACAGAGCAGUCCUCCCGCCCCCCCUCCGAUCUCCCAGCCAACAGCCAUGAACUACCAGAGCGCCGCUAUGACCCACCAACAGCCCAUGACUCACCAGCAGCCCAUGACCCACCAGCAACCUAUGACUCACCAGCAGCCCAUGACUCACCAGCAGCCCAUGACUCAGCCCCCACCGCCACUCAUGAACCAGAGUCAACCGCCGCCCGUUAGUCAGCAUCCUCAACAGCCUCAGCCCGUUAAACAGCAGCCAAGUAUUAUUCAACAAGCUUCUAACAGUCAGCCGAUUCAAGCUCAACCGCACCCGCAGAUUAACAUACUUCGCGGCAACUCUAUGUAUUUCCCCUUAGGCCAGCACUUUCCAGGUACCUCAGGUUACCAGGUACCCUUACACGAUUCCCAAUUCAGUUUCUUUUACCAGGAGAGCAGUCCCGGGCGCAGCGGAGACCCAGCCGUGGCGGGAGAGGCGCCCAGGUGUUCUGAUUCUUCCUCCACCGCCUCCUCCGUGAGUCCUCCCGACAAGCGCUGUGACUCGGGCAUCCACUCGCAGGCUUCUUACUCCUCCUCAUCAGCAUCGCACUCCAAAUCGGGUUCUUCUGGUUCCGAAAGCUGCGUGCCUCUUGCCCCUGGUGCUGGCCCCCCCCGCUCUUCCAGUGUCGACAACCUGUGUCGGAACCAGCCCCCGCCGCCGCCGCCGGAGCCGUGCGUCAAGAGCCUGUCCCUGCAGCGGGGCGCCAUGCCUCCCUCCGUACAAACGAGCCAGGCCGACCAAGCCUCCGCCGCGGGGAAGUCGGGUCGGCUGAACAUCGAGGUGGUCGGCGGCGGCUACGGCUUCCUCCCGCCGUCGAAGUUCGUGGCCUCCGAGCCCGUCUACAGCGACGCCUCCACGCCGGUCGUGAUCAAGCGGCGGAGCUCCGUGACGGCCGUCGAGCCCGACACGCCCCCCUACGAGCGCUCGGGCUCCUCCUUCAGCACAUUCACGGAGCCGCAGCUACCGCGGGCAGUCCUGCGGGGCCCCCACUACCCCGUGGCCAAGGCUCAGACGGUGGCAUCGCAUGGCAUACGCGCGCGCCGCCUGCCCGCAGCCGAUGCUAAGCAUAACACUAUCGCUGGGGUCGUUCCGCCUAAGGGCUUCCAUCAGCCGGGCCACAUCGACUCGCGCUACUUUUCCGUGCCCGCCGUCAAGCCGCCAGGUACCCGCGUGCACCCGGCGCCCACCCCCUACCUCUCCUCUCGCACCCCCUCCCUCCACUAA